AUGGAUAAUAUACUAAUCUUAAUUCAACUCAACGAUGGAUAUGUGAGCACUUAUGCAGAUCAACAUUAUGGACGAAUUCGAGGAAAAAAUCCAGUAACCGGUGUCGAUCCAGCUAUUAUUUUUCUUAUUGUAUUUGGUUGUCUAGUCGGAGGAUUUUUUAUUAUUUGUAUAUUUGGUACACUUAUUUUAGGUAUUUUUGAUAAUGGAACUCGAUGCACACGAAGAUCAUUGCGAAAUAGGGAACUCAAUAAUUUAUCGCCAUUGUAA
This is a messenger RNA of Rotaria socialis, 267 nucleotides long. The record is from the annotation of a GenBank genome assembly. Lineage: Eukaryota; Metazoa; Rotifera; Eurotatoria; Philodinida; Philodinidae.